CUCAGAGCUCUCCGCAAAAUGUCGAAUUUUGCAAGCUGUGACAUUCCUUUGCUGACAUUUUACCUUCUCUUCCCUCCUGAGCAGGCCAUGAAUUUCCUCUAUUUGUUAAAUGAGUAAUAACAUAGACUUUAGUAUUUUUUUUUGACUAAUUUUUACAUUCCCAGUGUAACUUCUUUUUGUAACCUUUUUAUCGUAUAUGUUUAUCUCUAUUUUUAAGGAUAUGUUCCAUCCACAGAACUAUUAGUCUAGAGAUUUUCAAAGCACCUUUUGUAUCUGAUGAAGAAACGGUGGUUCGUGUAAUUUGUCAAGUGCUGACACUGCAAAAUCGGUGGGCCUGGAUGUGGGAAAACUUAUCUCGAGGCAGAACAAACCACACCCACCAGAGAGAGACUUGAGUUAAGUCUUGCUGCAGUUCUUUACUUUCCUGCGGUUAAGAAGUACUGGUAUCUGAUUUUUGGAGUCUAUUACUUUCAUAAUGAAUUAUACAGGGUAUAGCAAGCCAGGAAAAACUUUCCUUUUCACAUCGGAAUCUGUGGGUGCAGGUCAUGCUGAUAAAAUGUGUGACCAAAUAAGUGAUGCUGUUUUGGAUGCCUAUCUUUUCCAAGACCCUGACUCCAGAGUUGCAUGUGAAUGUGUGGCUAAGACGGGCAUGAUUUUGCUUUGCGGAGAGGUGACAUCAAAGGCAGUAGUUGAUCUUCAGAAAGUGGUCAGAGACACUGUGAAGAGUAUUGGGUAUGAUGACUCAUCCAAAGGUUUUGACUACAAGACCUGCAAUGUGCUUGUGGCCUUGGAGCCACAGUGUACUGAGAUUAGUGACUGUGUGUUUGAAGGUCGUGAUGAGGAGGACAUUGGUGCUGGUGAUCAGGGUUUAAUGUUUGGUUAUGCAACAGAUGAGACAGAGGAAUGCAUGCCAUUGACCAUUCUCUUGGCUCAUAAACUCAAUUCUAAGAUGAAAGAGCUGUCACUGAAUGGAGAGUGUUCCUGGAUAUUACCUGACUGUAAAUCACAGGUUACAGUGGAAUACUGUGAUAAUAAGGGGGCUAUGGAGCCAAAUCGAGUACACACAGUGGUCAUCUCAGUCCAGCAUAAACCCAACAUUACUUUAGCUGAAAUCCGACAGAAUCUGAUGGAAAAAGUGGUCAAAGCAGUUAUCCCAGCCAAGUACCUGGAUGACAGAACUAUAUAUCACCUGCUGCCAAGUGGAAAAUUCCUAAUGGGUGGUCCGCAAGGAGAUGCAGGUCUUACAGGCAGAAAGAUCAUCGUUGACACAUAUGGUGGCUGGGGUGGUCAUGGUGGAGGUGCUUUCUCUGGGAAGGAUUGCAGCAAAGUGGAUCGUUCUGGAGCUUAUGCUGCCCGCUGGGUCGCCAAAUCACUUGUAAAAGCCGGGCUAUGCAGAAGGGCACUGGUACAGAUCUCAUAUUCCAUUGGCAUAAGCCAUCCGUUGUCUAUCUCAGUUUUCCAUUAUGGGACAUCCACCAGAGAUGAAGAUGAGCUUCUGGAAAUUGUUCAGAAGAAUUUUGACUUAAGACCUGGGGUAAUCGUCAAAGAGCUUGGUCUGAAAAAACCCAUUUUUCAGAAAACUGCAAGCUUCGGACAUUUUGGAAGAGAGGAAUUUCCAUGGGAAAAGGCAAAGAAAUUGGCAUUUUAGUGUUUCAUUCAUAACCAAGAAAAAUAUUUGAUUGCAGCAAUCUAAAAAUGGAUGUUUUCAAGUGAAGUAGUUUUCAAUUAGGAUGGGAACCCUUCUUUGUCUACAUUUCACAGGCAUUUAAUGAUUGUAUUUUACAGUUGUUAUCAAUGUAAUUUUGGAGGAAAAUUAGAAAUUUUUAAACCUUAUGCCAAAUGGCACCACUUUUGUUUUAUUAUGUGUUUCUACAACAUUUUCUAUCUUUCUGUAUUGUUCAAAUUUAAUGGAAUUAUGUGCUAAUUAUAUGAUAUGUAAUGCUGAAAUUAAAUAAGUAUAAUUAUACAAUAUGCUGAAAUUGCACAGAAAUUCUCAAAAAAUCAUCUUAUAUAUCUGGCAAUCACUGUCACUGGCAAUCAAAUGACGGGUGAAGUCCUACUUCUUCCUGAAACACUUAAAACUAGUGCUUAGGUUUUCCUUGUUUGUUUUAUACAUUUAUGUGUAAAAAUUGAUAUAAUUUCUCCCAACAGAGUUUUAGGCUGAUGGUACUCUGUCUGUAACCUAGUGAACCAGUAGUGAUGUUUUCAUUGAUAUAGUCUUCAAAGCACGUUUUUAUGCCAUACUGUAACUAUAGAUGUAGAAAUACCAGUGUUUUCAUGGAUUUUUCUGUUAAUUCCAUGCUUCACCACUGAGUGUCAGUAAAGAUUGGAUUAUA
Messenger RNA from Tachysurus fulvidraco (yellow catfish), 2336 nucleotides. It is a transcript of the gene mat2al, whose product is annotated as methionine adenosyltransferase II, alpha-like. The transcript has 10 exons. Gene Ontology annotation, cellular component: methionine adenosyltransferase complex; cytosol. Gene Ontology annotation, biological process: S-adenosylmethionine biosynthetic process. Gene Ontology annotation, molecular function: methionine adenosyltransferase activity; ATP binding. Bases 476 to 1648 code for a protein of 390 amino acids. The record is from RefSeq and is a predicted model, not a curated record. Lineage: Eukaryota; Metazoa; Chordata; Actinopteri; Siluriformes; Bagridae.